AUGCCGCGCCCUGCCCUUCGAAAAGACUCCUCCAUUGUCGACAAGGAGUCCGCACAUGCAGCACUAGCAAAAAUCCUCGACGCCGCACGAGCUAAUUUUGAGCGUGGAAUCCAGGGCAAACGUGCUGUCUUCGAGCGCUACCUCCAAACUCGAGUGAAUUGGCUUCGUGCACAGCUAACACGAGAGGCUGAGAAUUCGGGCACCCUUGAGAUGAACAACCUUGAAGUCCUCCGCAUACUUAAACCACAUGUGCUGCCAAAAGAGUUGCGGACGCCGUCCAAAGGAUUAAUGCCACCACCGCCACCGCCGUCGUCUCUCUCUGCGCUCAAGACCAUUCGAAGGAUGGCUGGACGACCGCGGAUGGUUCAAGCUUCGACCACCGCGGCCAAGAAGUUUCGCAGCGCGCUGAACUGCUCAACAACAGUCGCGUCGACUACUGCCGGUGAAAGCUUGCUUGUCUCAACUCCCCGUAAUAUUCCCACGAAACCGGCGGAGAAGCGGUUGAAAAAAGAUACAUCUGUGAGUGACAUCAGUAUCACGAAGACAGGCCGUCCUAGACGUGCCGCCGCAAGAAUGGCAACUGUCAAACUGUCCUCCGCCUUCCUGAAUCAGUCUCCAAUUGACAAAAAGCCCAUGACUAGUGUAUACGACAGGGAUUCUGUCCUCUUCGCGUCCUCGGGCUCACCCGUCUCGAAUCCUUUUGCACACCUCAAUGCCUCUGUGAUUGAGGAGAUAAACAAAAUCCUCGUCUCUCGGGUCGCCAAACACUGA
Mesocestoides corti is the source of this 771-nucleotide messenger RNA. NCBI's taxonomy places the organism in Eukaryota, Metazoa, Platyhelminthes, Cestoda, Cyclophyllidea, Mesocestoididae. The record is from the annotation of a GenBank genome assembly.